UUGGGUUAACCUUUUCAAUAUAAAUCCCAACACAAAGAUCUGAAUCUCAGCAUCCAUAUCUAAUCUCUAUCCCUCUGCCUCAGGUAGCUCCUUCCUUCUCACGCUUUCAGACACACCCACAUGCUCAGAGCAAGAAACAACCUCAGAUCCAUCGCUCACAACAACGUUUGAUUCUGUCGCGUGUUCGAUUCGGUUGAGUUCCGAGAAUUCGCAGAGAGAGCCCUUCUAGGCUCUGGGAUAUGUACCAUACGCCAUUCGUUCUUCUGAUCUUCGGCGGCGAGAAGGUUCAAGAGAUCCAGUGGGAGAAGGAACGAUAAAUAAUAAUCAUAAUAUUAUUGAUAGUAAUAAUAAUAUUCCUAUUUCACCCUCACAAAAUUUCCCAUCGUCAUUCCAUUUUCUCAUUUGUUCUCAACCUCUUGUAAUACUACAACAAUCACCAACCAAGACUCUAGUAGUGUAGGAGGAUCAUGGCUGGGAAGGUUUUGAAAGAGUCCAAGUCAUUGACGGCGGCGGAAGCGGCGGGGGCGGCAGCGGAGAUGGAGACUGCGGCGGUGUCAUCGGUGAAGUGCUGCUGCUGCGGUUUGGUGGAGGAGUGCACGCAGGCGUACAUAGGGCGCGUGAGGGAGAGGUAUGGGGGGCGUUGGAUUUGUGGUCUUUGCGCUGAGGCAGUGAAGGAAGAGAGGGAGAGAGAGAAGAUAGUGAUAACCAUGGACGAGGCUCUUAAGCGACACAUGAGGUUCUGCCAACAGUUCAACUCCUCCACCCCUCCGAACAACACCAACGAUGAUUUCAUCCUCGCCGUCAAGCAGAUCCUGUUCCGCACCUUGGACUCUCCCACCAAAGAUCGUUUCAUUUGUCGCCCACUUGGUAGAUCUCACAGCUGCUUCUCCACCAUGCAAGGGGCUGAGACUGAGUGAUUCAUCCUUCAUCUAUCAUCACAAAACUUGCAUACAAUUUUAUGUUUUAUUCUUAGUCUAAAUGGAGUUUGAGUUUUACUUCCCUUAAGGUUUUAUUUUUUGUUUAUCAUCAUGUUUAUGCAGUAGCUCAAUGCUCUUACAAGCCAUGACUUUCGUUCAUCAAAUAAUAUUUUAAUAUUAAUUAAAAUUCA
This is a messenger RNA of Cajanus cajan (pigeon pea), 1108 nucleotides long. RefSeq lists its product as uncharacterized. The record is from RefSeq and is a predicted model, not a curated record. NCBI's taxonomy places the organism in Eukaryota, Viridiplantae, Streptophyta, Magnoliopsida, Fabales, Fabaceae.